Pyrenophora tritici-repentis Pt-1C-BFP is the source of this 1659-nucleotide messenger RNA. Lineage: Eukaryota; Fungi; Ascomycota; Dothideomycetes; Pleosporales; Pleosporaceae. The record is from RefSeq and is a predicted model, not a curated record.
AUGGCUCUCCUGCGGCGAUACGGACUCUACACGAUUCUCACGGCCGGCUUCAUCUGCUUUCUCUACUCGCUCAGUUUCCCGUAUGACCCAGUGCCAUUGACGUACCGUCCGCGACCGAAAAAAAUCAAGAAUCAAAAAUACAAGUCAUUCGACUGGGCUAGUGUACCGUGGCAAAACCCCGUCGAUUCCGUCAUUCCGCUACCGACUAGCAAACCUACCGCGCUACCCCAGAUACAAUUCAAGUUUGGCAAGGAGGACGCGGCGGAUAAGAAGAUACGUGAGGCUAGGCUGGAUGAUGUCAAGCAGCAAUUCCUCAAGUGUUGGAACCACUACAAAGAGUAUGCCUGGAUGGACGACGAGGUACGGCCUAUAAGCGGGGAUGUCUCGAAUCAUUUCGGAGGCUGGGCCGCUACGCUCAUCGAUGCGCUCGACACGCUAUACAUAAUGGGCUUUGAGGAAGAGUUCGCAAUGGCUGUGGAAGAUAUUGAGGAUAUUGAUUUCGGAUACACAGAUUUGGACAAGGUGAAUGUCUUCGAGACGAACAUCCGACACUUGGGUGGACUCCUCGCCUCCUACGAGCUGAGUGGAGACAAGAGGUUGUUGAACAAAGCAAAGGAGGCUGGUGAGAUGUUGCUGCACGCCUUUGACACGCCCAACCAUAUGCCGAUUACCCGCUGGCAAUUCCGUGCUGCGGGCGAAGGCAAGCCACAAAAGGCCGACGAACAGGUCCUUCUCGCUGAAAUUGGAAGUCUGACCAUGGAGUUCACCCGUCUCUCGGAGCUGACCGGGGAACCGAAAUGGUUCGACGCCGUCAACAGGGUAAUAAAGGUCCUCGACGAACAACAGAGCAAAACCCAGCUACCAGGCAUGUGGCCCACCAUCGUCAAUGCUAGCAACGCCGAUUUCACCAGCGACGGUGGUUUCACACUAGGAAGCAUGUCCGACUCAACAUACGAGUACUUCGGAAAACAAUACGCUCUGCUCGGCGGCCGCGACCCCAUCUACCGCAAAAUGUACGAAAAAUCAAUGGAAACAGCGUCCAAACACGCCCUGUACAGACCAUCCACGCCCGACAACACCGACAUGCUCAUGGCAGGCUUCGUCCGCGUCGAAAAGCAAAAAAUCUACCUCGACCCAGAAAUGCAGCACCUGUCCUGCUACACAGGCGGCAUGUUCGCCCUCGGCGGCAAAAUCUUCCAAAACGACGAGCACGUCGAAAUCGGCCGCAAACUAGCAAACACAUGCGUGUGGGCAUACAGAGUCUCGCCCGUGGGCAUCAUGCCCGAAGUAUCGCACCUGCUCAAUUGCAAGGACAAGAAGACGUGCAAAUGGGACGAGAAGGCGUGGCUGGACGGUAUCCGUCUGCGCACAGCAGAUUCCAACGAGGAAAAAGAUCCGGUGAAGAAUAUCGCUAAUCUACGUCUCCCCACUGGUUUCACCUCGAUUGAAGAUCGACGCUACCUUCUCCGACCAGAGGCCAUCGAGAGCGUCUUCGUCAUGUGGCGUAUUACGGGCGAGCGGCAGUGGCAGAAUGCGGCGUGGAAUAUGUGGACGGCGAUUAUGAAGGUUACGGAUACGGAUAUUGGGAAUUCGGCACUUAGGGAUGUUUCGGCUAAUCCGCCGCCAAGGGAGGAUAGCAUGGAGUCUUUCUCGUUAUGA